GUGGGAAGGACCGGGAGUAGUCCCCGUAGCUUUAUCUCCUUGGCCCCGGGGCUGGCGGCUCUAGAGUGGACUGGGGCUUCGCUGCGCUCCGAGCGGAUCCGCUGGCUGAGUGUGGAGACACGCUUGUCCGCUCGCUCGCUGUCUCCGGGAAAGCCUCCGCUACCCAGUUACCCAGCAUGAUGAUGGGUGAAGAGAAAUCUUCUGUAAGAAGUCGCAGGCUCACAUCCAGAGAAAGGGAUGAGGAAAAGAGAAGUACACAUAAAGAAGAGACUCUACACACACCAGAAGAGACCCUACAGACACCAGGAAGUGGUCAAUUGGACCCUGAACACCAUCUGACAAGGAAGUUACUGUUGACAGCAGAGGCAGAACAGUUGAAGCCAUUUUUUAUGAAAGAAGUAGGCAAUCGUUUUGAUGAAUUUGUGACCAGUCUUAUUGAUAAAUCAACCUCACUGGAUAUCUCUGGGUCUGGGACAUCCUUUGCUAUUCUCAACGGAGGGAAAAACAGCCACAGAGCUAAGGAUCUGAGGAAUCGACCAGAAGAAGGAAAGCUUUUUGUUGUAAGAAGGUCCAUGUUGGAUGAGCUACUAGAGGUAGACCAUAUUCGAACUAUAUAUCAUAUGUUUAUUGCCCUCCUCAUCCUCUUCAUUCUCAGCACACUUGUAGUGGACUACAUUGAUGAAGGAAGGCUGGUCCUAGAAUUCAGUCUCUUCACUUAUGCUUUUGGCAAAUUUCCUGUUGUAAUUUGCACUUGGUGGGCCAUGUUCCUGUCCACACUGAUCAUUCCCUAUUUACUAUUUGAACACUGGGCCAAAGGCUAUACCACAAGUUCCCGUCCAGUUGUUCAUUCUUUCUUCUAUGGGACACUUUUUAUGCUUUUCCAGAUAGUAGGCUUGGGAUGUGGAUCAACUUAUGUUGUAUUGGCCUAUGCAUUGCCACCAGCUUCCCGAUUCAUUGUUAUACUUGAACAGGUUCGUUUCAUUAUGAAAGCUCAUUCAUUUAUUCGGGAGAAUGUUCCUCGGGUACUGGAUGCUGUUAAGGAAAAAUCGUGCACCAUUCCGAUACCCCAAGUCAACCAGUACUUGUACUUUUUGUUUGCUCCUACUCUGAUCUACAGAGACAGCUAUCCCAGGAAUCCCACUAUCAGGUGGAGUUACGUGGCUACUCAGUUUGCACAGGUUUUUGGUUGCAUGUUUUAUGCCUAUUACAUCUUUGAAAGACUCUGUGCUCCCUUAUUUCGGAAUAUCAAACAAGAGCCCUUCAGUGUUCGGGUUUUGGUCCUGUGCAUCUUCAAUUCCAUAUUGCCAGGUGUGCUGAUGUUAUUUCUUUCCUUUUUUGCUGUGUUGCACUGUUGGCUUAAUGCCUUUGCGGAGAUGUUACGCUUUGGGGAUAGAAUGUUCUAUAAGGAUUGGUGGAACUCAACAUCUUAUGCCAACUAUUAUAGAACCUGGAACGUGGUAGUCCAUGACUGGCUUUAUUACUAUGCUUACAAAGACUUCCUCUGGUUUUUCAGCAGGAGGUUCAAAACGGCUGCCAUGGUGUCUGUCUUUGCAGUGUCUGCCGUGGUACAUGAGUAUGCCCUGGCCCUGUGCUUGAGCUUUUUCUACCCCGUUCUCUUCGUACUCUUCAUGUUCUUUGGAAUGAUUUUCAAUUUCAUUGCCAAUGAUAGUCUGAAAAGGCCUAUUUGGAACGUCUUGAUGUGGACAUCUCUCUUCUUGGGCCAUGGAAUCCUACUGUGUUUUUACUCUCAUGAGUGGUACGCAAGGCAGCAGUGUCCUUUAAAAAAUCCGACGUUUCUAGACUACAUAAGACCACGCUCCUGGACGUGUCACUAUGUGUUUUAAAAACUUGGACUAAGUUUUCUUUCUUGAUCGAAUGUGUGUGCCACCUGAUUCUGGAAAAGCAGCUGCUUUAAAAAAAAAAAAGAUACGCUGCAUCAAGUAAAAACAGAUUGCUACAAGUGACCCCAUCUAUUUACAGGUGACAAAGCCAGUUCCAUGCCAGUCAUCUAAAGCCAAGGUUAUAAGUCAAGUCCAGUGGAAUCCUGUUAAGAAGGAAUUUUUUUUUUCCCUUUUUGGGGGUAAUCUCUAAGGUACAGACAGAUUUUUGGAUGAUCAGAUGUUCCUAGAGCUUAGCAAUCAUCCAUCCAUUAUUUAUCUUUCUAUACUCAUUUAUUAAACACUGUCUAUGUUUUCGUAGUUACUGAAAUAGCCAAAACACACGUAAAGAAUUAAUGUUAUGAAAAAAAAAAGGAUUAAUGCUUUGAAUAUCUGUUGUUUGUAACUUGUUUCUAUGCACAUUGUUAUGUGUAUUGAUUAAAAUGUAUUUGAAAAAGAUA
Molecule: messenger RNA, 2338 nt
Organism: Dromiciops gliroides (monito del monte)
Lineage: Eukaryota; Metazoa; Chordata; Mammalia; Microbiotheria; Microbiotheriidae
Gene: SOAT1
Product: sterol O-acyltransferase 1
Exons: 16
Coding region: 177-1844 (555 amino acids)
Biological process (GO): cholesterol metabolic process; cholesterol homeostasis; cholesterol efflux
Cellular component (GO): endoplasmic reticulum membrane
Molecular function (GO): cholesterol O-acyltransferase activity; fatty-acyl-CoA binding; cholesterol binding
Source: RefSeq, a predicted model, not a curated record